Molecule: messenger RNA, 261 nt
Organism: Racocetra persica
Lineage: Eukaryota; Fungi; Glomeromycota; Glomeromycetes; Diversisporales; Gigasporaceae
Source: the annotation of a GenBank genome assembly
UUUUUAUAUAAAGUCAUCAAAGAAGGCACAUAUCCUAACAAAUCAUUACUAGCACAUACCCUUCCGCCAAAUAAAUAUCCAAUUCCUGAUGAUUAUACAAUAGAAACUACAUGGGGUAGAGGCAAUAAUCAAUGUACUAUUCGAUGUUCUAUAAACUAUAAUAAAGAAGGUCCAGUUUUCUAUAUCUAUUUUGGAAAGUACUUCGAAUAUGAAGUAUUUUCUAUUAAAACGGCCACAGAUUCUGCAAACUUAUUUCAUAAA